ACCAGCUGUUUACUGUAUUCGAGCAUGUCCGAGGUUCUAGCUUCAGCUGAUCUUUGUUUUUGGGUGGUACAAAAUUGACGUGACAGAAAAGUGAGAAAUAAACUCAAAAAUAGAUCGUGUAAUUUGAUAAUGCGUACUUAGCAAUCAGAAAUGUUUACUGAAAUAUUUUCAAGUAAUCAGAUUUAGAUUAUUAUCUGUGACGUAAUCGGAAUAGAUACAUGAAGUGAAAAUAUUCAUGUGUUUUGAAAGGUGUUUCUGAAAUUUAUUCGUUACGGUGGCAAGUAAGGAGAACGUGAAUAUCUCAGAAAUAAGUCUGGCCUCUACCAGUGAAAAAUCGGGGGACGACGGUGGGGCUCCGCCUCGUAAAAAAUCCCGAAGGAGUAAUAGUGAAUUGGACACAAUGCAAGACAGUAACGGUUGCAUACAAAAUGGUACUCCUUCCUCGAGUAAUAGUAUUGCCACGGAAAAUGGACAUUUGGAUAUUUCCAAUGGCUCCUCAUCGGGUGAUGGAGUUCAGCUUGAUAGAACCAAGCAAGAAAUCGUCCGAUUGAUUGGGCAAUAUUUAAAAAAUGAAGGAUUGACCCGCACUGCUGAACUGCUGAUCUCGGAAUCUGGAUGUCGAUUAGAUCAUCCUGCAGCGGUUAAGUUCAAGCAUCAUAUUCUUGAUGGUGACUGGUCGAAAGCUUACCAUGACUUACAAGAGCUUCAACCUCUUAUCACUUCUUCUCAAAGUAUGGUGGAAAUGAAAUUCUCUAUUCUGGAACAAAAAUAUUUGGAAUUUCUUGAAGAUGGGAAAGUUUUAGAUGCACUUAAUGUUCUUAGGAAUGAACUCACUCCUUUACAGCACAAUACAAGUCGUGUUCAUCAGUUGUCCAGUUAUAUGAUGUGCUCAAAUGCACAAGAGCUCAUGGAACGAGCCAACUGGGAAGGAAAAGGACUUGAGUCUCGAACAACCUUGAUGAACAAACUUCAAACAUUUUUGCCUCCUAGUGUUAUGUUACCCCCACACCGUUUAAACGCCUUACUUUCUCAAGCACUAGAAUACCAAACGAUACAAUGCAGUUAUCACAAUACAUCUCAGGGAAUUGCCUUGCAAACUGCCUCGCUGUUAACUGACCAUAUUUGUCCUAAAGAAGACUUCCCUACACAUACAAUUCAGGUACUAAAUGAUCACUGUGAUGAAGUCUGGUACUGUCAAUUUUCUCCUGAUGGUACAAAACUUGCUACAGGCUCUAAGGAUAAUAACGUUAUUGUUUGGGAUGUACACCCCGAAACUUGUACACUCUCAGUCAAAAAAAUUCUCGAAGGGCAUAAUUACGGCGUUGCUUACAUAUCAUGGUGUCCAGAUAAUGUUCACCUAAUAGCUUGUGGUCCAGAGGAGAGUGCAGAAGUUUGGCUGUGGAACAUCGAGAAUGAGAAGCUUCUCAAGAUCUGUCAGUCUCAAGAAGAUGCCUUAACAUGCUGUUCAUGGCACAAGUCAGGAAAAAAAUUUGUGGUUGGUGGUAUCAGGGGUCAUUUCUAUCAGUGUGAUAUGGAGGGCAAUAUCUUGGAAAAUUGGGAUGGAGUUAGAGUUAAUGGAUUGUAUUGUCGCAAGGAUGGAAAAACAGUACUGGCUUCCGAUACUCAUCACAGAAUUAGAUCUUAUGUUUUUGAAGAAUCACAAGAUGCAGAUGUGCUCCAUGAGGAUCGUGCCAUUAUUUCAUUUACUGUCGAUAGAAAUGAUAGGCUUUGUCUACUUAACAUACUCACUCAGGGAAUUCAUUUGUGGGAUCUUAAUUACAAGUGUCUCAUCAAAAAGUACAGGGGAGUUUCACAAGGUCACUUCAAUAUACAUUCGACCUUUGGAGGAGUCAAUCAAGAUUUUAUUGCCAGUGGAAGUGAAGAUAGCAUGGUAUAUAUAUGGCACAUUAAGAAUGAAGAUCCCAUAGCAACUUUGAAGGGUCAUACUCGUUCAGUGAAUGCUGUUGCAUGGAACCCCGUUUUUCACCAUAUAAUGGUUUCUGUAUCAGAUGAUUUCACUGUUCGAGUAUGGGGUCCUAAAAAAAUGGUGCCUAAGCAAACAGUUUGAUCCAUGCCUGGGUAAAAUAUCGAAAGACAUCUCAAAAAUGGGCCAAUAUUACUUCCUCCAUUGUGAUUCAACAUUUUUAGUGCCUAGUGUUUUCAGUGUCUUCUUCGAAUAACGACUCCACGAACAACGGCACAUGGACUGAUACUGUGUCAUAGUACAAAACGGGUUUGAAGACUGAACACAUCUUGAAUGACCAUCUUCAUCUAAUUGCCGAAAGACUUUAGAGUUUUGAUUACAGGAUUGGUCGUAGAAGUGUGUGCUCUAUUAUCUAGUAAUAAUGAUGGAUUUUUUUAUAUUUUAAAAUGGGUUCGAUGAUUUAUAAUUACUUAUUCGCUGGUUUUUACAUUUUAUUCGUGAAAUAUACUCGUUUAUUUUUAUCGGAACCAGAAUUUAUCAUCUGGAUGUCAAUCAUGCAAUCAACCCGCUGGUUUGAGGAAUUUCAAUCAAAAUUCUGUAUGUUCCUUUGAUUUCUUUGUGUUUGAUAUUUUGCAUUGAUUUCAGCAUUUUAUCGAAUGAAUUAAAUUUUUUCUAUGGAAUUUUUUCAGGUAUUAAUAUUAUUAAUGAUUCAUGAAUUUUUGAUACAUUAUAUGAAGUGUUAUUUUCACAUUUAUAAAAUGACAAUUAUCGAAAUUAUAUUUAAAAAUACCCAAUCUGAGAUUUUUAUGUCAACUUUGUUGCAAUAAAUGGGUGGACUGAAGUAAACCUUAUUUUAAAUCGAUUCUUGUCGUCAAUAAUUCGAAUAUUUUAAUUGAAAAACAAAAUAAAAAUUUAUCUUGGUUAUCUCUACUAUUCUCUGUUCAUGAUGGAUAGAAAGUCAUUGUAGUAUUGAGUGAAAAAGUGUCACACAUUGAACAUACAUUCAUCAUGCAUGCAAUCAGUUGAACAUUUGCUCUGAAUGAAGUUGAAUUUUGAGAUCUAUGACAGUUAUUUGAUGUUUGUCCUAAGUAGAGAGUGAUCGUGAUAAAUUGACAUGUGCAAGUAUUUGUUGGAUAUAUUAUGUUGUCAAUUUUGAUUAAUCCUAGAUUUUUUGCUUCUAAGCAAUAAUAUGAAAUGAAGAUAUCGUGUAAUUUUUUAUUCAAUAUAUUGAUUAAACUUG
Molecule: messenger RNA, 3164 nt
Organism: Coccinella septempunctata (seven-spotted ladybird)
Lineage: Eukaryota; Metazoa; Arthropoda; Insecta; Coleoptera; Coccinellidae
Product: WD repeat-containing protein 26
Exons: 10
Coding region: 401-2068 (555 amino acids)
Biological process (GO): proteasome-mediated ubiquitin-dependent protein catabolic process
Cellular component (GO): GID complex
Molecular function (GO): protein binding
Source: RefSeq, a predicted model, not a curated record